Molecule: messenger RNA, 2490 nt
Organism: Bactrocera tryoni
Lineage: Eukaryota; Metazoa; Arthropoda; Insecta; Diptera; Tephritidae
Exons: 2
Coding region: 527-949 (140 amino acids)
Source: RefSeq, a predicted model, not a curated record
UGCAAAAAUAAAAAACGAACGACUGCAGACUUUGGUAACGGUAUUUUUGGGCAGCGAAAUAAAACAGUAAAUGGACUGUGUUCUUUUUUCAAUAAUUGUCACUCUCGUUUGUUUGGCAUUUGAAAUCAGAUAUGUUAAUUUGUGCGGAAUUGUGAUUAUUUAAUAAAAAAAAGAAAUGAGUGAAUUACCAGCAACUGCGAGUACAUUACAUAUACAAACACGACAACGUUCUUAACAAGUUGUGAAUAUUGAACUAAUUGGAAGAAAUUCUCAUCAGAUAACAGGUGCUAAACUACCAUCGAACAAACAAAUACUGCAAUUACUAUUUUAUAACAUUAGAUUUGUGUAUCGGCAAUUGAGAGAAAGUGCAAAAUUAACAAUAAAUGCUGUAUUAAUAUUUUGGCAACAAGCUCGAAUUCCGACAAAAGAUGUAGCUAGGUGUGUCGAUAAAUUAGAAUCUCCGUACAAAUUAUGGCAGAAGAUUCAAAAAACCGUACCAAAUAAGAGAUCUGAUGCUCAGAAAAAAAUGGUUGAAGACUUUUCUGCAGAAUUGGAUAAUUUGUUUGACAUUGCUCAUAGAGAUGCCUUACAAAACAUGCGUAUUAGCGUAGACAAGGAAUUUUUGAUUCUACAAAGGCAAAAACGUCGCCCUGGUAGCAUGGCCGGUGCUGACAUGGUAUUGUAUCGGCGACAAAAUAUAGCAGAUCAUCGCAUUGAGAAAGAAAUGUCUAGAAAAAGGAAACAUCAACAAAUGUCGGAAGUGAAUCUCGAACUCAAAGACGAUUUUGGUAUGGACUAUGAAGAAGAUAUUGUUGACAGUGAGCCUGAAGUAGCGGAAACCAAUGUGAAAAAAAAAAUACAAAACAAACUGCUUCAACUUGUAUUAACAGGGGAAGAAAACAUUUUAUCACACCGCGGUUGCUUUCAGCACUUGAUAGCGCCAAAGUAAGCGAUGGAAAGGCGAUGCACAUUCUGAUGGCGACUGCAGAAGCAUUGGGCCAUUGCACUAGAAACUUGGUAGUCAAUCGUUCUACUCUCCAUAGACUGAGGGAAGAGCAUCGCAGAAAAGAAACACAGAGGAUUCAAGAGAGUUUUAUUGACAAAGUAUACCAUGAUUGAAAAUAUAUGUAUAGGUUAUUUAAAUACUAAUAAUAUUCUAUUCUAGCUAAGUGAUACAUAAGCAAUGGUCGUCCACUGGGAUGGUAAAGUAUUGCCAGAUCUAAUUGGAAAAAUAAAAGUUGAGCGAAUUGCAGUGCUUGUUAGUUAUAAUGGCGAAUCCAAAUUUCUAGGCGCUCCAAAACUUAUAUCUGCUACUGGUGAAAAUAUAGCUACAGCCGUUUUUGAUACACUUAGUAAAUGGAAUAUUUUAGAUCGCGUAGAAGACAUGUCUUUUGACACCACGUCCACUAAUACUGGUCCAAUGAAUGGAGCAUGCGCUCAAUUGCAACGCAUGUUAGGAAGAAAUUUGUUGACGUUACCAUGCCGUCACCACAUUCUUGAAAUAUACUUGCGUAGUGUAUUCGACCUGCAUUUCAAAGUGACUCAAGCACCGGAAGUCUCAAUUUUCGAGAGAUUCGCCAAAGCCUGGCCAAAUAUUGACACUUCAUCAUUUAAGAGUGGGCUCCAAUGUGAAGAUAUAAAAUCUGAUAUAAGUCUGCAAUGAAAUCAAACAAUUUUGUCAUUCACAACUACAAAAACCUUUGUUCGUGCUGACUACGAAGAAUUUUUACGUCUAGUACUUACAUUUCUUGGUGACAAUGGUGGUAAAUUUAAAACACCCGGAGUUACAAGUCAUGCACGUUGGAUGUCAAAGGGAAUAUAUUCCUUGAAAAUAUAUCUUUUUCGUGAUCAAUUUCACUUGAGUAAAGCUGAAUUAAAAGGUUUAAGUCACAUUUGCGUUUUUUAGUGCGUUUAUAUAUGUACAUGUAAAAGCUUGGUACAAAUGCUCUAAUGCAAUUACCUCUCCCCUGCAUGAUUUAAACUUUGUAAAAGAAUGUAUUAAUUAUGAAAAAGUGAACCCAAGUAUUUCUUCGGAAUUGCUGAGAAAAAUGCAACAACACAUGUGGUAUUUGUCAAAGGAAAACGCCCCAAUGGCUUUCUUUGAUUUCAAUAUUUCUGUAGAUGUUAAGAAAAAAAUGGUAAAACAUUUAAAAUCAGAAGAGCCAACUAAUAAACUACAAAACAAUAGCAAAAUAAAAAAAUUAAGUGACAUACGCAAUUCGGAUUUAAGCGAAUUUGUAUCCAAAAGAACUUUAACAUUUUUUAUGAAGUACAAGUUGUCAACCAACUUUUUGCAUUUGGAUCCAGAGUCUUGGGGAAACAAACGAGGAAUUCCAAUGGUCGCACAAUAUGCCACAAAUUGCUUGUUACUAAUGAUACAGCGGAAAGAGGUAUUAAAUUUAUAAAGGAUUUCAAUACUAUUCUUACAAAUAAAGAAGAAGAAAACAGUUCCUACUUCAAGUUGUUGAAGAAUACAAAAAAAAUAAGUCC